AUGGUGGUUUCAAGCUAUAUUUCGCAAGGUUGGCAUAGAACUUUAUUAAUGGAGCACAAGUGUUCAACAUGUAAUAGCACUUUCCAAAGGAGGAGUAGUCUUUUGAGGCAUAAGCGUUACACGUGUGAUGAUAUGAAACGUUUCGCUUGUCCCUAUUGCCAACAUAAAUCGAAAUUAGCCAGUAAUGUCUAUAAACAUGUUCGUCAUUUUCAUCCUGAUUCUGAAGUUUUUACUAUUGAUAAUUAUAUGCUUUAUUUCACGACACAGACGAUGUUUGGCGAUAGGGAAGAAUUUGUGAUGAAUAAUUUUGACGACGAGAUGAAUCAUCAUCAUAAUAGUUCAACGAACAUUAGUGGAGUUAUUGGAUUUUCGGAUAGAAAAUUUCCCUGUCCAACGUGUCCCAGUGUUUUUCGUCAAAAGCCAAGUUUAACGAGGCACAUUAAAUACGAAUGCCUUCAACCGCCAAGAUUUGCCUGUCCUUAUUGCAAUCAUCGAAGCAAGAAAACGUCGGACAUUUAUGUUCAUGUUCGUAGAAAACAUCCCACUUGUAAGGUUUUUGCGAUUGAUAUUCAUGCGUUAUUGCAACUUUGUUCACUGCCAUGGUUUGAGGACAUGUGCUCAACGGGGAGGCAAAAAAAAUUACGGAUGCGAUUUCCAUGUCCCCGAUGUCAAAAGAGUUACACAACGAAAAGUGCAGUAACGGCACAUUAUAAUUACGACUGUGGAAAACCCCCUCGUUUCUCCUGUCCCUAUUGCGGAAAACUUAGUAAAAAGAAGUUCAAUGUGCAGGAUCACAUUCGUCAUAAGCAUCCUAAUAAGCCUGUUGUUUGUGGUCCAGGUGGGUUACAGUUUCCAGUGGAAUGUUUCUGGAAAAAACAAUAUAGGGAGUACAAUAUACUCACUUGCAGAUAUCAUUGUCCAAAGUGUAAUAAAGGUUAUCGAGGAAGGCAUUCUAUGAUAAGACAUUAUCGUUUCGAUUGCAAUCAACCGCCUCGUUUUAAGUGUCCUUUUUGUCCACUGAUAAGGAAACAGAUUUCGAAAUCGUGGCGACAGCAACAACAGCCGCUAGUUACAAUAGGCGAACAACAAGAACAAGAUAACGACGGCUCAUCAUCUCCAAAUCAAAAAUAUUCGUGUCCAAAAUGCAAAAAAGUUUUCUCACAAAGCUAUUCAAUGUAUAGACAUUACAGAUACGAGUGCCAUGAUUCAAUGCCACGCUUCCAAUGCCCUUAUUGCUUUCACAUUAGCAAAUGGAGAAAUUAUCAUCAGACAAGAAGUGAGCAGGUUAAUUACUCAGAGGGUAUUUUAAAUCAGUAUCCACCGCAAGGCAGUACGAAUCCAAAUGAUAAAAGCUUUCAUUGCGCUUUCUGUUUUCUUUUUGAUAACAAACCAGCGCUCCACAAUCUCCUGCGAAUUAAGAAGAUAACAGAAGUGGGCAUGGCUCAUGAAGAAGAACCAGUGCCAAUGAUGUUUCAAGAGCCCCAAAUGACAUUCAAUUGUCCAAGAUGCGGUGCUGGCUAUACGUAUGAAAAAACGCUGAAAACACACAUGAAGUAUGAUUGCGGUCAAAUUCCAAGAUUUGCCUGUCCAUAUUGCACUAAACGUGAUAAAUGCAAUUGGGAAUACGUACACUGGAGCUCGUCAAAUCUGCAAUGUCCGAAGUGUAAUAAAUCCUUUAGGAGAGUGAAGGAUCUAAACUAUCAUGUGAAACAUUUUUGUGGUUAUGGCUGUCGAUUGAAAUGUCCCUACUGUCCCAAACUUGCGAAGCAUUCAGGAAGAAUUUAUUUACACUUGGCGAAAUAUGCAACUCUGCACGCCGCUGAACAAUCACGUGAAAAUUUCAGCGAUGGAAAUCCUAGAUUUAAAUACUAUCCCAACGAGCACAAACGAUAUGAGUGUUUAAAUUGUUCUCGUCGUUUUACUCAGAAAACAACAAUUUUGAGGCAUUUGCGUUAUUUUUGUGGACAGGGUCAUCAAUAUAAAUGCCCCUAUUGUCACAUAAAAGCCUCAUGCUCGAGUAAUAUUUAUAGACACGUCAGGGCAAGGCAUUCUGGAAAGGAGGCUCGUUCAGUUAAAUUGUUUUCAUUGAAACGUGAUCCAAUAGCCACGUUAAUGACGAAUAUGAGCGGAAAAUUGGGAUCGAGGAGAAAAAAUUCAAAUAUCGAAGCGCACAAGGCAGAUGUCAGGGGAAAUUAUGAAUGUCCAAAGUGUCAUAAUUCGUACAGAUGGUAUAGAGGAUUGCAUCGGCAUUUGAAAUAUGAAUGCGGAAAAAAUCCUCGAUUCCGAUGUCCCUAUUGUUCUUACAUUGGAAAACACAGAAGCCACGUUUAUUCCCAUAUAAAAACAAAUCAUCGUGAUAAUCCUGUUUAUGCUGUCGACCUUAAUGAUAGCGAUUAA
Molecule: messenger RNA, 2397 nt
Organism: Leptopilina heterotoma
Lineage: Eukaryota; Metazoa; Arthropoda; Insecta; Hymenoptera; Figitidae
Product: zinc finger protein 425-like
Exons: 11
Coding region: 1-2397 (798 amino acids)
Biological process (GO): regulation of transcription by RNA polymerase II
Cellular component (GO): nucleus
Molecular function (GO): DNA-binding transcription factor activity, RNA polymerase II-specific; RNA polymerase II transcription regulatory region sequence-specific DNA binding
Source: RefSeq, a predicted model, not a curated record